Messenger RNA from Colossoma macropomum (tambaqui), 753 nucleotides. RefSeq names its product heat shock protein, alpha-crystallin-related, b3 (gene hspb3). The record is from RefSeq and is a predicted model, not a curated record. The transcript has a single exon. The coding region runs from base 63 to 506 and encodes 147 amino acids. Lineage: Eukaryota; Metazoa; Chordata; Actinopteri; Characiformes; Serrasalmidae. Gene Ontology annotation, cellular component: nuclear speck; cytoplasm.
GUUAAGGUCAAACUCUGACUACCUCAAGCAGCAACACAGCAACUUUCUACUCACUAGGUGCCAUGGCUGGAGAAGGAGUUACCCACUGGAUCUCAUGCCCAGUGCGGCACCAAAGCCAUUUUAAUAGAGAACUUGAACAGUGUGCAGAAGACCAUCAGCUAUUUGCCUUGCCUGGACCUGCAUGCCAGGAACUUAAAGUGGAGGCUGGAGUUGGGCCGACAGACAGUGAUGACGAGGAUUCAGGCGAGCCCCUGUUCAGAAUACUACUGGACGUGACCCAGUUCAAACCAGAGGAUAUUCUGAUCCAGGUGUUCGAAGGGUGGCUACUCAUUCGAGGGCAUCACGGAGCAAGGAUGGACGAGCAUGGGUUUGUAUCACGGAGCUUCACCAGGCAGUACCAGCUGCCCGAUCAGCAGCUGCAAGCGGGCGACCUGACAGCCAUGCUGUGUCAUGAUGGAAUACUGGUGGUGGAAACCAAAGACAGAUGGUGGUCAGCGUCUGAUUAGUGAAGUCAUUAUGCUCUUGAUCACAUUACCAAAAGAUGACAAGGGAGACAGACUGCUUGGAUUUUUCAUCAUUGCUGAGCUCUUUGUUUAAUCGUUUUGUGAUUAUAUGCAGAGAAGUAUUUAAAACAAGGUCAAUGUUUUGUAUGGUGUGCAAAUUAUAUACUUCAAAUUAUAUAUGUGCAACGCUGUUGUUGGGUUUAAAAACUCAUAAAUAAUAGCAAAGACAAUAAAUGUAUGCUUGGCUUUG